AUAUUUAUCAUAAAUGAAUCAAUAGAUGGAGCCAGAACUUCAAUAAAUGAAAGGAUUUUUUAAUCUUAGACCUGAACUGAUUGGAAAGAUAUAUGAUUUUAUUGAAUAUAAAUAGCUUCUAGAAUUUAGAUUUGUAAGCAGAUAAGCUGAUUAAACAGUCUAAUCAAUUUUAUAGAACAGAUUGCACAAAGCAAAUAAGGAAGUAGAAAGACUUGAAGGAUUAAUGGAUCCAAUUAAGUAAUAUGUAUAUGGAGAAUUGGCUGGAGAAUUAAAUAAUGAAUUUAUAACAACAAGAAUGAAUAUCAUUAAUGCUGUAAAUAAAAUGGAUUUCAAAUCAUAAUAAUUUAAGGAUGCCUUUGAGAAGAAUCCUGUAGGACUUAAAAUUACAGAAUAUCUCAAAUUAUUAUUCAAUGAUAAUUAUGAAACUUUAUGGAGAUUCUAAGUUUAAGCUAUCUCUGAGGAAUAAUUUGCUUAAUUACAUUAAAUACUUGAAAUAGAAAAUGAAUUGUAAGGUAGUCCAUAACUUUGUUAAGAAAUGUACAAAGUCUUUUAAGAUAUUAUCAAACUGAGAUCUAUGAGAUUUAUGAAUGGUAAUAAAAUUUUUAUAAAUAGAAUGGCAUAAAUAAUAUAAAAUUGAUGUUGUUUGCGAUUAAUGGCUUGAUAAAAAAGCUAAAAUUGAAGCGAUUCUAGCUCGUAUUAGAUAGACAGAAAUUGAAAAACAAUUUAAAGAUAAAUGAAAAUAUCCAAUAAAUAAGUAUAUCAAUAUUCAG
Messenger RNA from Paramecium sonneborni, 770 nucleotides. NCBI's taxonomy places the organism in Eukaryota, Ciliophora, Oligohymenophorea, Peniculida, Parameciidae. The record is from the annotation of a GenBank genome assembly.